AUGGCGCCUGUACAGACACCCUGGACCUCGAUUCUGCUGCAGGAGAAGCCUGGACUGCACGAAUACAACCAUGCUCUGUCAAAUGUCGAAAAGUACUACACUCGCUUGCAUCGAGCUAUGCAAGACGAAUCCAUCCACGACCAACUAGUUAUCAACCCAGACCAGACACACUCGCGACUACUGAGAUCCUUCGAAAUAUUGCGAGGCAAACAGCUGCCAGGCCCUGUUGCUGAGGAGAUCUUCAAAGCCAUGGUCCUCCCAUUCGUUCAUGACAACAUCUUCUCACCAUCACAAAUGAUCGAACUCGUUGGAUCCGCUCUACCUCUCGUUACAAAGCAAAAUUCUCAAUUUAUGCGAGACCUCGCCAAUACUCUCCUCUCAGCACAAGGAUUGUUUGAUCACCUGGUGGCCAACGAAAAAUACACUGUGGUUAUCAAGGAAUGGCUGUUGCCGAAAAGAAACCAUCUUCCCCUUGCUCUCUCCAGACAGAUUGGAGACAGGCUUAUUGCCAUGUGUAAUGCCUGUUCCGCGGAUCAUGAAAUGGAGACUAUCGUUGAGGAUUGGGGAAUUGCUCAAAUACUGAUGGAAUCCAUCAACUCGCUCAUUGAAACAUCUUACGAAGAAGAAUUGAAGCGGACCAAAGUGGAAAACUUACCUCCUCUAGAGUCAAUGAAAGUAUUCAAUCGGGACGACAAAAAGUUGACAUCAGCUCAGCAAGCCCCCAAAAGGGAAUUCAAGGUCCCAGAUGAGACCCUUAUGCAAAUGAAGCACUUCAACCUCCCACCACCAUUGUCCGCUCGAGGCCUCACCCAUGCAGCAGAGAAUCUUCAAAAUGAGAUAAUCCCGUCACUCAUGCGCUCUGCCCUGGAAAGCUUCCCAUGCAGAAUCUGCUUGGAUAGGCUCACAACUGGGAGUCUUACAGGCACUCUGGCCAGCUCGACAGACCUGCCUUCGGAUCGUACUACAGCACCGGGAAAUGCCCAAGACAUUUUCGGAACAAGAGUUGGCCUUUGGAAAGUUCUGCUGUCUGAUGUCGCUUUCAAGAAUGCCAAAAAAUUGGUCCGUGGAGGUGACUUUGGCGGCGUGGAACAGAAGCUCAGAGAUUUAGCAAGCGGCGAAUGGAAAGGCAAAGAUCUCUCUCGCCGGGUGGGAUCUAAACAGCAGAAGAAAAGAAUGCAAGUGCCAGUUUUGGAAGUGAACACUUCUGCAACUGUGUCGAUCCUGUGGCAGGUCGAUGUCGGAUUCUACGAUGAGCUUCCGUGGGUACAGCAGCAAAUUGUCAAAGUUUGGCAAAUCGUGACUUCGGUGGAGGAGCUGGAAACUGCCAUCGAGCAAAUACUUAUUAUCCAAGAAUCCUACAGCCCGGAGCUUACUCAGCUCUGUUUGGAACGUCCUGUUCAACAAUCCGAUGGAACUUGGACGCCACAGAGGUUCGGAAACGUGAAAGAGACUGGGUCUUAUCAGAUGAAAUCCAUUGCUUCCUCCAAGAUAACCCCAGCUCUGAUUGAGAUGUCAAACAAAUUUUACAAUCUCACUGAGCCGUUCUUGAAGUCGAUCGUUGAUGAAAAGGACACGGAGGAGUUUCCAUUCGAUCUCUCGCCCGAGGAAUUAGAAAUUGUGAAGCACUUCAGCACGUCAAGCUUGAUCCUAGGACGAAGUGGCACAGGAAAGACAACCUGUCUGUUGUUUAAGAUGCUUGCCAAGCACAAAGCAAGUCAAUCAGGCUCGGAUGAGCAGCAAGCUCGACAGCUUCUCUUGACUCGCUCCUCCUAUCUGGCUUCAAAGCUUCAAACAUAUGCCAAAAGUCUGAUAGAUGCUCAGUCCAAGACUCUUUCGACCGGAGAAGAUGUAGACUCAGAUUUGAAACCGACUUCCUUCUUUGCCCUGAAGAAUUGGCAUUUUCCGGUUGUCUGCACUUAUGACGAAUUUCUUGGGCUUCUGGAAAAUACCAUAAGAAUGGCUGAUCGUAAAGACUUCCUAAGAGACAUCAAUCCCAACAAGUCAAAGGGUCUAGACCCACAGGUGGGAGACAAGCCACAAGUGAUUGACUUCAGCAUUUUCAAAACAGAAUAUUGGGGGGCUCUAAGUGGAUUAGUUCCGCCAUCUUGUUCUCCGGAGCUCCUAUUCGCAGAGAUUAUGGGCGUCAUUAAAGGUUCUAGCAUCACGGCAAAAAGCCUGAAGCCUUUAUACCGUGCAGAAUACGUCAAGAAGAACGCGAAGGCUUCUCCCGCCUUUAGCUCUGAGGCAGAGCGGGAGAAGGUCUUUGGAGCAUUUGAGCGCUAUGAAAAACAAAAGAAGCCUCGCAAGGAGAUUGACGAGUUGGACCGCGUCAGUGCCUUGCUGAAGUCCCUGAGAGAUAACAAAGUUCUAGCAGAGCAGAUACAGCGCUGCUUUGAAGAGAUCUACGUUGAUGAGAUUCAAGACUUGCGUUGUCUCGACAUCGUACUACUUCUAGGCUGCCUCAGUGACGCCCGUGGGAUUCACCUUGCUGGCGAUACUGCCCAGUGCAUAUCAAAAGAUUCGGUUUUCCGAUUUCCUGAGAUCAAGGCUUUGUUCUACGAACAUUACGAAGUCAUUGCCAAUGAACUACAUCAGCCGUCAUAUGCCAAACCUGUCCAAUUCUCUCUGGCUAAAAACUAUCGCUCGCACCAGGGAAUCUUAAGCUUUGCAUCAUGGGUUAUGCAGCUACUCUGGCAAGGAUUCCCGGAAACAAUUGACAAAUUGGACCCCGAGAUUGGACAGAUUGGAGGACCGAGGCCAGUUAUCUUUGCGGGAUUUGACUCCUCGAUUCUUUCUGCCAAAAUGAUAGGCUUGGUCAAGCUCAACGACAAGGUUGCCGAUUUUGGUGCUGAGCAAGUCAUCCUUGUCCGAGACGAUGCAUCAAAGGACAAGCUACAAACACAAAUUGGCGAAAUUGCCCUUGUUUUGACAAUCCUUGAAAGCAAAGGUAUGGAAUUUGAUGAUGUCUUGGUGUAUGACUUCUUCGGCGGCAGUGGGCUUGGCAGUAGCUACCGGUGCCUGUACAUGCUUGUUCAAGCAGCAAGAGCGCAAUUUGAUUCUCAGAAACAUGCAGCCUUAUGCUCCGAACUCAAGUCACUUUACGUUGCUGUUACUCGAGCUAGAAAGCAACUUUGGUUUAUGGAAACGCAAGAGAACAGCGUUGAUCCCAUUAUUCAAACCCUGUUAUUGAGCAACAGCCUCGAGCUCGCUGAAGUUGUGAAGCAGAAAGACCCUAACGCAAAAAAGGUCAUGGUUCUACGGGCUGGUGGCUCGGUGGACCCAGAAAGGUGGCUCAAGAGGGCAGCACAUCUUCUCCAUCGGAAGAGCUUUGCAGAGGCAUUAUUCUGCUACAAGAAGGCCAAUGAUCCUCGAGGAAUGACACACUCGCAGGCGUGUCUGCAUGAGCAAGAAGGAAGAUCCCAUCGAGCAGCUGGAAAUACUGAGGAAUUCGCCGCAUGCUAUGAAAAAGCCAUCGUUCUUUUCCUUCAGAUUGGUCUCAUUAAUGAAGUGGCGAUGUGCUACGAAGGUCUUGGGCAGUUUAGCAAAGUUGCAGAAAUUUGGAAGGAUCGGGAACAAUAUCAAAAAGCUGCGUAUUUCUAUGAGAAAGGCAAGCUCUUUACCGACGCUUCGAAGUGCUACCAUUCUUGUGGUCAGUACGAGGCGGCAAUCGAGGUAUUGCGCCGCGGAGACCAGUUUGAUGAGCUCGUCACCUAUGCAAACAGGAAUCGCGAGUACCUGAGCCCGCCAACCUUACUUCGUUACUCAAGACUCUGCAAUAUUCUGCUAAAGCAGGGACGUGUCUCUGCUAGUCUGAGGGCGAUAACUAUCAACAUGCUUGGAUCAGAUGCGUGUAAGAUUUCUUUUUUCCAAGAGUUUGAAAUGUGGGAUCAGCUGCGCGCGCUAUACUCGUCAAAGGGUAGAUGGUUUGAGUAUUACGAUCUAUCGGUGACUGUUGGUGACAUACCUGCGGCAAUAAGCACAUUGCUGGUCUACAAAUUGAUACCCGUGGUCGACAAGCCAGUUGUUGAAAAGCUGUUCAACUACUCCAUGAUCGAAGUCUUGUAUGCCCACAGAGACAUAAUUCCGGGUAACCCUGAGCGAGAUGGGCUGCUGAAAUCAGUUAAAUCAACUUUCCUCGAAAAGCUUGGGGCUCAGUGGAGAACACUCUUGCUGUUGAUCGAUGAUUUGGAGGACGUGGAUUCACCCGCUUCAGUUAAAAACCUGGAUAAAGGUCUUCUGAAGGAUGUCUUGUGUCUUUUUGUGAUCGUAUUUGAGCCGGGAGUGUUCACCAAGCGGAAAAUCGAACAUCUUCCCAUGGAUAUUGUUAUCCGAGUUGGAAAGCUACUGCAUGACUCUUAUGCUCGGAACAAUUACUCUCUUAUUUGCCUGGCAAUGACUUGUGGCAUUUUUACCAAUCCAAAACAAGAGAACAAGGCGAUCUUGCUUCCGUGGUCUCCGCUGAGGACCAACACAGCAAAGGCUCCCGAUGAAUCCUCAUUCGAAAACUUGCUUGACAUGGCAAAAGAUCUCAUUCAAGAGAAGUUUUCCGCAGCACUCACUCAGUUCCAUGAAAGUGCAUACAGUCUUAUGAAGACGGAAUUCCCGCCGACAUGUUUCCAACAGCUUUACAAAGGCAAGCAAUCACCGUUGAUGCUCUUGCUUAAAGCCAAUGAAUGCACCUGGGGCCAUGAGAAGCCUACUGCUGAAUUAGCUAUUGCGAAGUUGAAUUGCCUUCUCACCGUGGCUGAGGUUUUUGCGCGGCUCACACCUAUUUAUUAUCAAAGAGUCAUGGGCGAGGCUUUCAGUAAACCUUUUCUGGGUCGUAGGAGAACUUGGAUACAACACAUCCAGGAGGAGCUGGUGAUUGUCAGUUCACUAGAGCAGUCCUCUACUGCAAUUGCAAAUUUACGCUCCAACUUGCAAAGCAAUUCAGAGUUUGCUGCAACUGCAUACUGCCUCGAAGACUUGCUGUUUUAUCGUAUGAACAAGGAAUGGGGUUCGAUGAGCAGCCUUAGCUCUGCUCUAGAGAAGGUGCAAGAAGCCCAAGUUCUCGGCCCUCACCCAGCCACGCGUUUCCAGCGAGCACUUAUUCUGAAUAUGGAUCGCAGCAUGCCACCACGCCCGAGGAGAACCGGCCAUCCGCUUGCGCUGCCUUUGACAACUUUGAAUGCUGCUGAGAGGAUUCGGUCGGCGGUCGGAAGACGCCACGGUCAAGACUUUCACAAUGGCGUCAAUGCCUUUCUCGUCUGUCUUGAUAAAGCACCUAAGUCCUCUCUUGGGUCGUUCCAUGCUGUUCUGUCUGUGCUCGAGUUUUCAGCUACAUACGUUCUUUGUAUUGCCAACCCAGGAAAGGGCAUCGUAAUUCCGUGGUCCUGGGCUUUGCAGCAUCUUUCGACAAUUAUGCAAUCACCCGCCAAAGACCAUACGUUCAAGGACAGAGACAUUCGAGUGCACACAACCGACUUAAUCAACAUGAUCACCAGCUUCUGCACCCUCAUGGAAAAUGUCGAAAAUGCCCUUACCAGCGGGGUUCUCAGAUUCCAGGGAAUGGGACGCAGUGGCCUUCCAAUUCCUAUUAUCAAGCGGCGCUGCACUGAGCUUCUGACUACUGUGAAUCUCAACCUGAACCAUUGGCCCAAGCAGCCAAUUGGCUUUAAGGAAAUGGAGAAGGUCGUCAACAAGACUCUCCGAUCCCUUAUUCCACCAGGAAUGGCACUAGAACUUUCCAGCAGUGAUAGGUUCCGGCAAAGUUGCAUCCGUGAAUAUGCAGCCUACAAGCAGAAAGACGAGCUGUGCGUCAUUGCCCUUGAUGACAGAAAGUCGGCCCCUCUGUUUCUGCGGUCUUUCACACAAGCCAAUGCGAAAUUUGCUCAGCUCAGUGAUAUCUUGAAGGUGUCACAGAUUGCCGAGAACCCCCUGUCUAUGGGUCUGGGGGAAGAUUGGCAAGUUGACGAAUACACCGGUUACGAGCUUGAUAUGAUCAUGAAUCUUCAGCGACGCUGGCGACAGGUGAUGGAGGUCCUGGAGAACAACCGCCGCAGGACACAAACCCGCGAGGGCAAACUUAUCCAGCACUUCCAUGAGGUGUGCACGAUACGGAUGAGCACGCAGCCCGGAGCUUCUUGGUCAACCCGAGACAAGAUACACAUGCGCAAAGUGAUCUUUACAGACGGUAUUAAGAUCGCCAUGUCGCUUGAAGGUGUUUUGGCCAGCUUCCGACAACUAAAAGACCGGUGGAGGCAACAAUUCGAUAGUAAGUGGUCCGCCGCGAAGCUAGAGGAACUCUCUGUAAUCCGUGGGCGGAUUCUGCCAAUUGAUGGGCAGCUUGAGUACAUUGUUGAGCACUGGUCUCCUAAGGGCAUUGAGGAUGCUAUGAUGAUUACCCCGGCCGAGGAACUCGGUAUCUCAUCCCGUGAGGCACAACGCGCCCUCUGGGCUGUUCAGCGCGAGAUUGAAAUCAUUCAAUCUCAGGUUGAGAUCAUUGCGAAGAGUGCUGACCGGUAA
Molecule: messenger RNA, 6504 nt
Organism: Penicillium griseofulvum
Lineage: Eukaryota; Fungi; Ascomycota; Eurotiomycetes; Eurotiales; Aspergillaceae
Product: Tetratricopeptide-like helical
Exons: 25
Coding region: 1-6504 (2167 amino acids)
Molecular function (GO): ATP binding; protein binding
Source: RefSeq, a predicted model, not a curated record